UGGAAGGACUGAGUCUCUGCUUAAACUGGACCCAAUCAAACUACUGGACCUACAUUCAACUAAUCUGGACCAGAGAACUGGGCUGAACCAGAACCAGAACCUGGAGCAUCAGUCAGGACCAGAACCAGAACCAGAACCUGGAGCAUCAGUCAGGACCAGAACCGGACUCCUCUCAGCUGUUUUUGUGUUUUAACUCAUGAAACAUUGACACCCCAUGACCUCUGACCCCAUGCAUGUCUGAGAUGUUCCUCUGCUGCAGCAGGACUACAUUACCCAGAAUUCCACAGAAUCCAGCUGAUGACUGUUUAAUUAUAAAGCAACAGGAAGCUGCUGACCUCUGAUCAGAUUUGUCCCUGGAGCUUUUCAUAGGGGAGGAAAAUGGUUCAAUAUUUCAUAUCUGAAAAUCAGCCAGGAGUAUUUCAGAAGUUUAUGUUUUUGUUUUAGCAGGAGGCUGGAGGCGAGAUAGGAAUCUGAUGAUGACCUCUGAACCUCAGAGUUCAUCAGUGCUGAUCCAUAAAGCUCACUGCAGCACCGGCUGCAGCACUGGCUGCUCAUUAACAGGAUUCAUCACCUGCAUCAGGUGUUAAAGCGGAAACACUGAGAACAUGAAGGACAGGAAGUCCUGAGGCUGAACAGCGUUUUCUUGUAUCAUUGUUGUUGCUGAAAAUGUGACGUAAAUAAAAUGACCUGACCUUUCAUUGUUGUGUAACAGCGCCCUCUGGUGACAGAAUGUAGGCAUGUAACCAGGAAGCUCCACCUCAUUUUCAAACAUUUUAUGCCACGCCUCCAGUUUCAUCGCUUCCUGUUUACAAGUUUAAAUUAGUUUUUGUUUUUAUGUCUUUUCUCGGUUCUGGUUCUGGUUCUUGGACUCCAGGUGUUGGAAAUGUCCGCAGUUACCUGCUUGCUCUGCGGAAUCUCUCUGCUCUCUGCGGCUCUUCCCGUCUCUGUGUCCGCAGAUCAGCAGAUCAGAUCUGAAUCUGGACAGACGGUUGUUCUGCCGGGCCGCCUGACCAGCACAAACCCGGUUCUGGUCGUGGAGUGGCGCAGAACCGACCUGGGCUCAGAUUACGUUCUGCUGUAUCGGGACGAGCAGAUGGACCCGUUCAACCAGCAUCCGUCCUAUCAGAACCGGGUUGGACUGCAGGAUCUGGAGAACGGAGACGUGUCUCUGGUUCUGCAGGGCGGGAAGACGGAUGACAGCGGGACGUACGAGUGUCGAGUCGUUCAGACCGGGAAGAACCGCAGGAAGCAACUCAUUAGCACCGUCCACCUGGUUGUAGCUCCGCCCCCUCCGCCUGCUCGCUUUGAGAAACUCAAAGGAGACCAGAAAACCCGGCCCGGAUCAGAGGAGGAGGGAGGAAACCAGGAGGUGUUGACCUCUGACCCUACAGCUGGAAGUGAAGCUGAAGUGACCGACUGUGGAGGAAGCCAUGUUGGGGAGGCGCGAGCUCAAGCAUUACAAGUUCAGUUGGUUGAGAGCCAAAGAUCUGGGAGGCAGGAUGGAGAGAACCGAAACCAGAACCAGAACCAGAGCAGAACGGUUCCUGGACUGAUCGUUUCUCUCUCCUUAUUCUCUCUGGUUGUUGCUGCAUUUAUUUCUUUCUAUCUCUGGAAGAAGAAACAACCAGAAACUCAACCUGCAGUGAUCUGAAGAAACUCAUCUUCCACUGGCUGACUUCCUGUCAGUAAAAUAACAGUAAAUAUAUAAAAAAUUCCCUUCUCACCCACCAUGGGUGGUUCUUAUCCUCUGAGCUCGGGUCCUCUACCAGAGGCCUGGGAGCUUGAGGGUCCUGCAGUAUCUUGGCUGUGCCAAGGACUGCUGCACAUUUCUGGACUGAGAUGUCUGAUGUUGUUCCUGGGAUCUGUUGUAGCCACUGCUCCAGUUUGGGGGUUACU
Molecule: messenger RNA, 1896 nt
Organism: Poeciliopsis prolifica (blackstripe livebearer)
Lineage: Eukaryota; Metazoa; Chordata; Actinopteri; Cyprinodontiformes; Poeciliidae
Product: coxsackievirus and adenovirus receptor-like
Exons: 5
Coding region: 884-1651 (255 amino acids)
Biological process (GO): positive regulation of T cell proliferation; cellular response to lipopolysaccharide; immune response
Cellular component (GO): external side of plasma membrane
Source: RefSeq, a predicted model, not a curated record